AAAUUCCAGGGGCGAUAUUGUGAUUAAUGCUCCAUAUUUAAUUAGAUUUUCACACAGUCACACAUCAUAGUUGUAUUAAAAGGGCAGCCGUGUUUAAAAGCCAUCUGUCUUAAAACCUGUGAUUACUCUCUCUUCUGCCCACCACAAUUCCACCACAAUUCCGCUUAAUCUUGGGCACUUUUUUCGAUUUCUUGAAUCUUUCUUCGCUUGCUCUAUUUUCCAGUCGUAAUUAUAUUACCCCAAAAAGCUAUCUUUUUUUUUUGUGGAACUGCUUUUUACAAGAUUUUGGGUGGCAAAAAAGGGUGCUCGUUUGAUUCAAGAAAAUCCCAAGAUUUUUAGUUUUAUCUGAUGGAAGAUCGCAAGGAGAGGAAUGCGCCAUGGCUAUCCGUCCCACAGUUUGGGGACUGGGACCAAAAGGGACCAUUACCCGACUAUUCUAUGGAUUUCUCGAAAAUAAGAGAGAUGAGGAAGCAAAACAAGAGGGACCCUUCAAGGGCUAGUCUUGGGAACGAGGAUGAACUCAUCCCUUCAACCACACGAGGCACCACCGUAGCACCUAAUGAUCAUCGCAACUAUCAUCAGAACAACUCCCCAACGGCGAGGCGGAGCAUCUUCAGCUACUUUAACUGCUGCGUCAAGGCUUGAUUCGCGACGGGGUGCUCUGCAUUUCUAGCAGUAUGUUUGAUGGUGUAAUGAAAUGGUGUUAUUUACCUUGGGUUUUGACCAUUGUUUAUGAAACAGAGUCAUUUGAACAGAGCAUGAUUAGUUAAGAUUGCUUGUUAAACUUUAUUACUUGACUUAAAUUUGAUAAUAAGGUUUUGGUAA
Messenger RNA from Salvia splendens (bonfire salvia), 825 nucleotides. RefSeq lists its product as uncharacterized. The record is from RefSeq and is a predicted model, not a curated record. The transcript has 3 exons. The coding region runs from base 349 to 645 and encodes 98 amino acids. NCBI's taxonomy places the organism in Eukaryota, Viridiplantae, Streptophyta, Magnoliopsida, Lamiales, Lamiaceae.